Messenger RNA from Macaca mulatta (Rhesus monkey), 1484 nucleotides. It is a transcript of the gene MRPL4, whose product is annotated as mitochondrial ribosomal protein L4. The record is from RefSeq and is a predicted model, not a curated record. NCBI's taxonomy places the organism in Eukaryota, Metazoa, Chordata, Mammalia, Primates, Cercopithecidae. Gene Ontology annotation, cellular component: ribosome. Gene Ontology annotation, molecular function: structural constituent of ribosome. Gene Ontology annotation, biological process: translation.
AGGCGGGACCCAAAGUAGGCGAGGCCUACGGAAGCUGGGGCUUCUUGCUGUGAGGUCCGGUUAUCUAGUGUUGUGGAGGGUCCUUGAGGCAGGAGUAAAAAUUGGGUCUGGGGAUUAGUCCUGGGGUGGAGGUCUGGGCACGCCAGGUCGGACCCCCUCCAUCUUCGGUUUUACACACCCAGCUUUCCAGGGGUGAGUCGCGGCGGAUCGGGCGGCGUCGCGUGCGUGACGUCAUCCAUCGGCGCCGCGCGAAGCUCCAGUGGCCUUGACCUCCCGCGGCGUGGGAGGCUGUGAGGCGAUGCUGCAGUUGGUCCGGGCCGGGGCGCGCGCCUGGCUUCGGCCUACAGGCUGCCGGGGCCUGAGUUCGCUGGCGGAAGAGGCAGCGCGUCCGACCGAGAACCCGGAGCAGGUGGCGGUGGCGAGCGAGGGUCUCCCGGAGCCCGUGCUGCGCAAAGUCGAGCUCCCGGUACCCGCUCAUCGACGCCCGGUGCAGGCCUGGGUCGAGUCCCUGCGAGGCUUCGAGCAGGAGCGCGUGGGCCUGGCCGACCUGCACCCCGAUGUUUUCGCUACCGCGCCCAGGCUGGACAUCCUGCACCAGGUUGCCAUGUGGCAGAAGAACUUCAAGAGGAUUAGCUAUGCCAAGACCAAGACGAGGGCCGAGGUACGGGGUGGUGGCCGGAAGCCUUGGCCACAGAAAGGCACCGGGCGGGCCCGGCAUGGCAGCAUCCGCUCUCCACUCUGGCGAGGAGGAGGUGUUGCCCAUGGCCCCCGGGGCCCCACGAGUUACUACUACAUGCUGCCCAUGAAGGUGCGGGCCCUGGGCCUCAAAGUGGCACUGAGCAUCAAGCUGGCCCAGGAUGACCUGCACAUUAUGGACUCCCUAGAGCUGCCCACCAGAGACCCACAGUACCUGACGGAGCUGGCGCGCUACCGCCGCUGGGGGGACUCCGUGCUCCUCGUGGACUUGACAUACGAGGAGAUGCCACAGAGCAUCGUGGAGGCCACCUCUAGGCUCAAGACCUUCAACCUGAUCCCGGCUGUUGGCCUAAAUGUGCACAGCAUGCUCAAGCACCAGACGCUGGUCCUGACGCUGCCCACCAUCGCCUUCCUGGAGGACAAGCUGCUCUGGCAGGACUCGCGUUACAAACCCCUCUACCCCUUCAACCUGCCCUACAGCAACUUCCCCUGACCCCCGCCCCACGCUACCCAGGGCCCGGUGGCCACCCCGUACCACUCAUGAUGUGAAGCACCUCUUCUGAGCCAGGCAGAGCCCGUGGCUGACUUGGGAGCCUCAGGCCCACGCCCACCCUUCGAGGAUGGUGCCACCUGGACCCCCUCAUUCCAGGGAGGAAACUGAGGCCACAGGGAGUGGCCAUCGCCAUUGGGAAGGGGCGACUCCACAGAGAGCCCAGGCGGGCUCCUGCAUCCAUUCUCUCUUUGUUUUUAAAAUAAAUUGUAUUUUUGAAUCAAGGAGGAUAAACAGA